AUGUUUUCUGUUGCCAGAACAGCUUUUCAAAAAAACUCAUUGAAAUUGUUUCUCAGAUGCCAAUCCACUAAUGCUUUGACCAAGACUCAAUUGCCCUUUACUUACACUGCUUCCGGCCCCUCUUUGAUCAAGUACACUACUGAACACGAAUGGAUUGCUGCGCAUGAAGACGGUACUGCUUUUAUUGGUAUCACCAAAUAUGCUGCCGAUGCAUUAGGUGACGUUACAUAUGUUGAAUUGCCAGAAGCUGGUUCUGAUAUUGCAGAGGGUGAUACCAUUUCUUCUAUUGAAUCUGUCAAGUCUGCUUCUGAAAUAUAUCAACCAAUUGCUGGUUCGCUCACUGAGGCUAACCAGAAUUUGGAAAACUCUCCACAAUUGAUCAACGAGGAUCCAUUGGGUGCAGGCUGGAUUGCCAAGAUCAAGAUUAAGGAUGCCAAAGAUUUGGAAAAUCCAGAACUGCUAUCCUUGGAACAGUACGAAAAAUCAUUAGCUGAAGAUAACCAUUGA
Molecule: messenger RNA, 507 nt
Organism: Tetrapisispora phaffii CBS 4417
Lineage: Eukaryota; Fungi; Ascomycota; Saccharomycetes; Saccharomycetales; Saccharomycetaceae
Gene: GCV3
Product: glycine decarboxylase subunit H
Exons: 1
Coding region: 1-507 (168 amino acids)
Biological process (GO): protein lipoylation; glycine decarboxylation via glycine cleavage system
Cellular component (GO): glycine cleavage complex; mitochondrion; cytoplasm
Source: RefSeq, a predicted model, not a curated record